AUGGACUCCGACAACGUCAAUGCGCUCCGCGACCAGAUCGCCGAACUGACACUCAAGAUCAUACUGCUGGGGGGCCAGACCGAGGAGCUCUUGGACAUCGUUCAGGGCAAAGGCGAUCGCGAAUGGCCCAUCCCCACCCCACACAUCGACAUCGAGCAGGAACGCCUGCCUCCUAACGGUCCCCACCCACCGGCAUACCCGGGAAACUGCAACUGUCAGUGCCGGUCCCUCGUCCGCGGCCCAAACACAGUAGGCCGCGGCGUCUACCUCGGGCUCGUGAGUGCCGGCGACGUCGCGAACCUCGGUGAGCACGCCCUCAAGGACCUAGAUGACGGGCUCAGAGCUAUCGUGCUGCACCUCGUGCCGCGCAGGGCCGGGGCACCCGCCGGGACUCUCCAAUCGGGCCCAUUCCAGCGGGCCAGAGACGAGAUGAUCGCGCUGCUCAACAAGGUGUCGCUGCGGGUGGAUCCGUUGCCAGGUGCGGCGGCGCCCCAUUUUGCCUCGUUUAGAAACAUCGCCAGGGGACGGCACUUGAGGUUGGCGGAUGCAAGGCAGGGAUUGUUUGCGUUUCUUUCGGACGCGAGUAGGGGGCAUGCGUUGUAUUAUGAGACGUUUUUGCAGCUGGUGCAGUUUCGUGGGAUUGAUAUUGACGCGCUGCCGUAG
Morchella sextelata is the source of this 663-nucleotide messenger RNA. RefSeq lists its product as uncharacterized. The transcript has 3 exons. NCBI's taxonomy places the organism in Eukaryota, Fungi, Ascomycota, Pezizomycetes, Pezizales, Morchellaceae. The record is from RefSeq and is a predicted model, not a curated record. The coding region runs from base 1 to 663 and encodes 220 amino acids.